Molecule: messenger RNA, 1668 nt
Organism: Durotheca rogersii
Lineage: Eukaryota; Fungi; Ascomycota; Sordariomycetes; Xylariales; Xylariaceae
Product: putative MFS multidrug transporter
Exons: 8
Coding region: 1-1668 (555 amino acids)
Biological process (GO): transmembrane transport
Molecular function (GO): transmembrane transporter activity
Source: RefSeq, a predicted model, not a curated record
AUGACCUCGCUGGAACUACACGACAUUAGAGCAGCCAGCGAUACCCGUGCGGCCGCCAGCGCGGGGAAUAAAGCAAACGAAGAAACGCCGGCGAGCGAGAUCGAGAGCAUUGAGUAUGUCUCGGGCUACAAGCUCGUCCUCCUCUUGAUCAGUCUCUCCACGUUCUUCUUCCUGGUCAUGUUGGAUAUGUCGAUUAUCACUACGGCCGUUCCGCAGAUCACAUCGGACUUCCAGAGGCUGCAGGACAUCGGGUGGUACCAUGGUGCGUACCAACUCGCUAGUGCGACAUUGCAGCCCCUGACGGGCACGGUGUACUCGCGCAUCAGCGCGAAGUGGGUGUUCCUGGGCUUCUUCGGCGUCUUCGAGCUCGGCUCGCUGCUGUGCGGCGUCGCGCAGUCCUCCACCAUGUUCAUCGUCGGCCGCGCCGUCGCGGGUCUCGGGAGCUCCGGCAUCCAGAACGGCGCCCUGACCAUUCUCUCCAGCGCCGUGCCGCUGCUGAAAAGGCCGGUCUAUAUGGGAUUCCUGAUCGCCUUCGGCCAGAUUAGCAUCAUCCUCGGACCCCUGAUCGGCGGCGCCUUCACGCAAUACGUGACCUGGAGGUGGUGCUUCUACAUCAACUUGCCGCUGGGUGGCCUUGCCGGGCUCUUCCUAGCCGUCAUACAUGUUCCCGACGCGACGGUCAAGCCGCAGAUCUCACUAGCGGUGCUCCGUCAGGUUAUACCACGGCUCGACCUCAUCGGUUUUUCUAUCUUCGCACCGGGCGCUAUCAUGUUUCUCCUGGCCCUGCAGUUCGGCUCCUCGGAGUAUCCCUGGAAUUCGCCUACGAUUAUCGGUCUCUUCUGCGGUGCCGGUGCCGCUAUCGCGCUCUUCCUGCUCUGGGAGCGCCGCCAGGGCGACGACGCCAUGAUUCCCUUCUCCAUGGUGCGCAUCCGCGUCGUAUGGGUCAGCGCUAUCCAGUAUGCCAGCCUGAUGACGAGCACCAUGCUCGGCGGCCAAUUCUUCCCCAUCUACUUCCAGUCUGUGAAGGGUGUCGGCGCGACGAUGAGCGGCGUAUACAUGCUGCCCAGUAUCCUAUCGGGGUUGGUUUUUGUCGUCCUCUCCGGAGUAUUAACGACUCGAUUCGGUUAUUACCUUCCGUGGGCGGUUGUCGCAGGGUUAUGUACCGCGAUCGCCAGUGGCUUGAUCUCGACCUGGGGCCCUGAAACCGAGAUCGCCGAAUGGAUCGGAUAUCAGGUUCUCUUCGGUGUCCGCGGCUGCGGUGCACAAGCGGCUAUAAUUGCACUUCAGAGCAACCUCCCACCGGCCCAGAGCGCCCUUGGGAUCGCUUUCUUGAUCUUCUGCCAAAACCUUUUCACGGCUGUCUUCGCUGUCGUAGGGAAUACUAUUUUUACGCAGACGCUGCUAAAAGAAAUCUCGAGACUCGCGCCCUCGGUGAACCCAGCCGGCGCCCUCGCGGCGGGGGGUAGCGCCGAGGCUGUGCGGGCGCUGGUGCCAGCGGGAAGCCCGGAGCUGGCUAACGUGUUGCUGGCCUUUUCUAAUAGCUUCGACGCGGCCUGCUAUGUACUCGCCGCCGCUGCGUCCUUGAGUUUUGUCAUGGCUUGGGGGAUGGGCUGGGUUGAUGUCAGGAAGAAGGUGCCCGAGAAGGGGACAGAGAAGGGGGACGUUUAA